CAAGCUACACUCUCCCGGCUUUAAUCACUUUGACGUUACUAGUAGCAAUCUGCAAACUUGACCUCAAUAAGCCAAAGCGCACGCCAAGUCGCUAAUACCACCACCGCCGCCCCGUGACGACCUCCCCUCCCCGCCUCCGAUCUCCGGCCAUGGCCGCGCGCCGCCCCGGAUCGCCCGCUCCCAGGUGGGCGCCAUGGCCCCUCCUCGCCGCCGCCGCCGUGCUCCUCCUCCUCUCGGCCGCGCCGCGGACGGCGCGCGCCCUCCGGUUCGACCUCGAGUCCGGCCACACCAAGUGCAUCUCCGACGAGAUCAAGGUCAACUCCAUGGUCGUCGGGAAGUACCACGUCGUCGGCCCCGACCCCAACUUCCCCGACAACCCUCUCCCCGACUCCCACCGCAUCUCCCUCAGGGUGACGUCACCGUACGGGAACAGCGUGCACUACGCGGAGAACGUGCCGUCGGGGAACUUCGCGUUCACGGCGACGGAGGCCGGCGACUACCUGGCCUGCUUCUGGGCGCCCGACCACAAGCCGCCGGUCUCCAUCGGGUUCGAGUUCGACUGGAGGAGCGGCGUCGCGGCCAAGGACUGGUCCAACGUCGCCAAGAAGGGGCAGGUCGAUGUGAUGGAGAUGGAGUUGAAGAAGCUAGAAGAAACCAUCAAAUCUAUCCAUGAAGAAAUGUUUUACCUACGUGAAAGGGAGGAGGAAAUGCAGAACCUGAACAAGCAAACGAACUCAAGAAUGGCAUGGCUCGGGUUCCUCUCACUCGGAAUCUGCCUAUCCGUCGCGGGGCUGCAGCUGUGGCACCUGAAGACCUUUUUUGAGAGAAAGAAGCUUCUGUAGUUCUUCUCCAAGAUCAAAAGAAUAUAUUGCAGCACGAAAGCGGCUAGGUGUACUUUUUUUUGUGUCAAGUUUAUGUUGCUUAGCGAUUACUUGUAAGCAACGAUGUGUAUUAUACUCUAUAAAUUAUAUUUAACCGUGCGCCCUAGCUUUGUCCAGUUGAAAGUUGGAACAGUUGUAAAAUGUCAUCAGGUUGAUCAUCCCAAUAUCUUCUUUA
This is a messenger RNA of Oryza sativa Japonica Group (Japanese rice), 1056 nucleotides long. RefSeq names its product transmembrane emp24 domain-containing protein p24delta9. The record is from RefSeq and is a predicted model, not a curated record. Gene Ontology annotation, biological process: endoplasmic reticulum to Golgi vesicle-mediated transport; intracellular protein transport; Golgi organization. NCBI's taxonomy places the organism in Eukaryota, Viridiplantae, Streptophyta, Magnoliopsida, Poales, Poaceae. Gene Ontology annotation, cellular component: Golgi apparatus; endoplasmic reticulum-Golgi intermediate compartment; endoplasmic reticulum.